AGUCUCAAGAAAACAUUGGUGCGAGAAGGACGUGUUUUCUCGAUCUCAUGCAAAGCCUCCUCUAUAAAUCCUAAAAAUUCGUUUAAACAAAAAAUUUACAAAUCAUUUAAACAAUUUUCAAUUAAAACCCAGCACACCUUGUGAAAUGACAAAAUAUUUUCUUGGAUCUUGAGUGAAAAAAUGCGUUUUUCCUUGCGGUGAGAAAGGUGCUAAAUUCCACACAAAAGUGACCGGUUUUCUGUUGACACAAGAGAUUAUCUGUGAAUAAUAAAAUUAAAAGUGGCUAUUUAUACUAUUUCUGCACAAUUCUCUGCGAUUUUCUCUGCCAGAAAUCGAUUGAAAUAAAUUGAAUAAGCUAGUUUUUGUGUGUGCAUCGGUUCCCCCCUGAAGACGUCAAAAAGGGAAUUUGGGAAAGAAAAAGAAGCAAAACAUUUCGACCAUUUUCUUCAUCUUCGCAUCUUGGUGUUUGUGGAGGUGAAUCAAUCUUCUCAAAAGAUCAUCAAUUACUCCAGCUAAUCACCUUUUCAUGUGUGUUCUCCCUGGGAAUUGAAAAGAGGCGAGCCCAUGGUGAAAAAUAUGGAAAGAGUUGCACAGAAAUUCCUUCUAAGCUGAAAAUAAAAGGUGUAAAAUAAUUAGGCAGACAAUUAUCACAUGCAAUGGGCUACCAUUCCAGGAAGGUUUAGAAACGACGCGGUGUCCUACGAAUCUCGCUGUAUAAUGUCAUGAUGUCUCCACAACGGAUAUCUCUUAUGGCGUUCCUGCGGUGGCGGAUUCCGUUUCUGGUGGUGCUCAAUUUGGCCCUGGUGGCCACAACGACAACGGCACCAUCGUCAAAGUUGCGCCUAUACAUGGUGCGAUCGCCAGAGACUACGGUUGCACCUCUUGGUGAUGAGGUGCUCUUUGAAUGUGCACUGAAUGUGGAACCGGAGCGACUUGAGUGGCGCUUCCGGCCACAAGGUGGCAAAAAUGAAUUGAUGUACCUGAAUGAAACAGCCGGCUACAACAUUACAUUUAAGGAUGGUGUGAGCAAAUUGAGGAUCUACGUGAGCCCCAAGACAAUUGGGGAGUAUCAAUGUAUUGCAUGGUAUGGUGCAUUAGCUUUGGCAUCUGUCUCAGCUAAACUCACACUAGCCACAAUUUCCCUUGGCAAUGAUAACAAUAUUUUUGAACAAGAUGGAUUUGGUGUAAAUAUUCUUGAUGGAUCAUCCAAGAGGAGGAAUCCACCGCCUCAAAUAAUUCAUUGGCAAGUGUCUCCGGGGAAUAGUAUUAUCAUAAAGUGUGGUGAUAUAGUUUCAAAUCCUCCUCCUGUUUGGAGAUAUUACAAGGAUAAUACGCAAAUUCAAUCGUCAGUCCUUCAAUUGUCUUCCGGAGCUCUUAUUCUGACAUCACUGACGCCUAAGGACUCAGGAUCUUACUGGUGUUCAGCUAUGAAUAGCAUUACAAAUACUGAUAUCAAAAUACCCAGGAGAACGGAUCUCAAUGUGACUGAAACGCCAAGAACAGCUCCAACUUUCCUCUCGCAACCACCGUCGGUGAUUACAGUGAAACCGGGAGCAACGGCAAUACUUGAGUGUCCGGGAAUUGGAAAUCCUGUGCCAAAGGCUGUCUGGAGUCGUCCGGAUAUGUCAAUUUUCAACAAUAGAACUCUCUUUGUGCCAUAUGGACUGCAAAUAACAAAGGUUGUGCCAGAAGAUCGAGGGAAUUAUGUGUGUCGUCUGGACAAUGGAAUCUCACCGGCAUUGGCUCAUACAAUACGCCUUGAUGUCCUAGAAGCACCGACAAUCAUUGAGGGACCACGAGCAACUCUCACAAAUGAGAGUGAUAUGCUUCAUCUUGAUUGUCAUGCUAGAGGAUACCCAGAGCCAAUGAUCACGUGGAUGAUCAAUGGUAUUGAUGUUCAACGGGAUCCUCUGAUUCACUCAAAUGGAUCGAGUCUCUUCAUUAAGUCCGUGCAGAAGAAACAUGCUGGAAUUGUGCAAUGUUUUGCCAAGAAUGCUGCAGGAGAAGUCAACGAAGGAAAUUUGCUGCAAGUCAAUCCUAAGCAAAUUCCAGGAGAAAUUGAAGUGUCACCUUUAGGAUCAGUUCCUGAAUCAACAAAAUCUAGCAUAGAUCAUCCGGGAAAGCAAAAAGGCGGAGGCAGGAAGAAGCACAAGCAUCGUAAGUUUUUCAGAACUGUUAUGAUUCCACCAUCAAGACCGAGUGUAACUAGACUCUCGGAUGAAUCUGUGAUGGUUCGAUGGACAGUUCCAUCGGAGGAGGGUUUGCCUAUUCAGUUUUUCAAAGUUCAGUACAGAAUGUUGGGAGAUCCUGCGAGGAAAAUUUCCAGAUCGCAGUGGAUGACAUGUGGUGAGGAUAUUCCUCCCCAUGUGCGAUCGUAUGAAGUGCAGAGUCUCAAGCCAGAUCAACUCUAUCGGUUUCGAAUAGCAGCUGUUUAUUCGAAUAAUGACAACAAAUUGGGCAAUACUUCGGGAAAGUUCCAUUUGCAGAAGGCAUCACAGUUGAGUGUGGCCAAGAGUCAUCUGGCGGCGCCAAAUUUGCAAAAAGUUGAAGGUGUAACAGAAAAUGCUAUUAUGCUCUCGUGGGCCUUCCCAUCGAAUCCACCUACACCCAUUGAUGGCUUCUACAUCCAUUUCCGCCCAGCAUCGACAGCCGGAGAAUAUUCAAAGGCCACAGUGGAUGGGAUGACUGUACGGCACUUCCUUAUGGAUUAUCUGGAACCAGGUACAGCCUAUGAGUUCAAACUGCAGAGUUUUACAUCAUCAGCAGCAUCGGAAUUCAGUUCAAUUCUUACGGGAAAGACACUGAAACCACCCACAAAAGCAACGACAAUUACACCUUCUGUUGUAGCUGCUUCGGAAUCUUCCCAAAGUUCCUCGUCGAAUUUACCAUUGAUUGCAGGUGGAGCUGGUGGAGGUGGUUUGUUGCUCCUCCUGAUCAUUCUCACAUGCGUUUGCAUCAAGAAACGCAAAAAGUCCCAAACAGAUGACGGAGUCACUGAGAGUAAAGCCCAUCCGGAUCACAUUCAAGCUGAACCAAAUGGUUUUCCUGUAGGAGGUGGAAGGGUUUUAGGUUCACCAAUUCACAAAAGCAGUCGACUGAAUGGUGUGGUACCUCGUAUGAAUAUAACAGCUAAUCCUCUGGCCCAGGAGGGUGACAAGAAUCGCAAUGUGAUGGAGAUGCGCUUCCUGCCAAAUUCGAUGCCAACCCCCGUGGCUGCAAAUCCUGCCCAUUUGGUGCAGCAACAGCAGCAACAGCAGCAGCAGCAGAAUAACAAUUGUCCACCGCAGACGCUGCUUGUGGAGCGCCGGGGAAAUGUGCGUCAGUACAACAAUGGGGACGUUAAGGUGCCACUCAAUCAGACAGAUAGUUCAUCCAUGAGGCGCACGAGGAAGCACACUUCGGGCAUCCCGGUGCCAAGUAGUCCACGGAUGAUGCAUCAUAAUCGUUCACCCAUGCCAAUUCGGGCACAGACAGGUGCCAAGAGGCCACAGACGGCACGCUUAGGUGCUCAUACGGAAAAUAUCUCAUCCGGCAGUCUAAACAGUAUUGAAGUGUGAGGGGGAUUGUGAGAUUGGGACAAUAUAUCCUGGGCACAAAAUGUUACAUCUCACAUAAACAAUUUCUGACUAUACAAUCUUCAUAAAAAUAAUUCAAGUAAAGAAAAAAAAGUGUGAUACUCCCAAUUAAAUUGUACAGAGAGAAAGAGAUGAUUUACGAUUUUAGUGAGAAUGAUGCGCAAGGUAGAAACUUUCAAAAGACACUGAAUAGAUUUUUUUAUUCUAAUUUUUAUAUUCUAUUUAGAUAUUUGAAUUUUAUUGCUAGUUGUGUAAAUUGUAACUAGUGGAGAGAGUUGCUAACAGAGACUUCCCCCCCAAAAUUCUAGUGGAUUUAAAAUGUUUAUAUUUAAAAAAAAAAACAAAAAGAAAUUUUUGCAAAAAUUAACUUUCUGAUGAACUAAAUGAUACAAAUAUGUGUGCCACAAAUUCGUAAGUCCGUCCGAAUUUUAGGGAUUCUAUGAUGGAGCCUUAUUCUAUUUAGAACUAAAAGGUUAUUUUGGAAUGUGAGGUUAUACCUUAAAGAAGGAAUCUUCGCCUGACCUAUUUGGGAUAAGACUGCAGUUGUUUGAGCAGUAUUUUGCUAAAAUACUGCAGAAUUUUAUUUUGCAGAAAACACAAAAAUUGGCAAUUGAAAAAUUAAACAAAAAGGGCAAUUUUAAUCUUGUACUUUUUUGAUCUUUUUUUAUUUUUUAACAAAAUGGAUUUUCUUUAUUGGCCAAAAUUGAUUUUCUAUAGACAAUUUUUAAUUAUGUCCUAAUUGAUUAUUUUGUUUAUUUACCGAAUUUGCUAAUUAACUGACCAAAAAUAAUUUUCCUAUAACAAAUACGUUAUGAAAGGAAAACAUGACCUAUAAACAACGUUUUAUAAUUCUCCAAAAUCAUAAAAUGGGUUGCAAAUUUUACAAAGUCGCCUAUAAAAUCGUAUUAAGUAUAUAAUGUUAUACUUAGCAAAACCUGAAUUUGGUUAUUAACAAAACCAGAUUUAGAAAAAUAAUGGUUAGAAAGAUCUUCGCCUUUUGUAACCUUUUGUGCUAGGAUGAUUAACUAACGGAUGGAGCAUUUUAAUUCAAAAAUGGUAUAUUUUUCUUAAAUUCUUUAUAAUUUUUAAGUCUUAUGACCAACGCACAAUAACUUUUGUUUGUAAACAUGUUUUCAAAGUUUACCAUGAGAGCGAGCGAGAUGACUAGAUCUAGAUUUCGUUCGCUCUCACUGAAAUGUCAAAAACAUAUUUACAAAACAAAAGUCAUUGUGCUUUGGGCAUUAGAUCCCACAAAAAUAAAUAUGACACGAAAUGGUAGGCAGAGAAUAUAUUUUUAUUGAAUUUAAAAUGUUAGGGUGAAAUCACCACUUCUCGCCAGUACUACAGUUUUCGCCACUUAUAUUGAAAUCAAUAUUUUUCGUGAUUUAUGAAAUAAUUGAGCCGCAAAGUUACUUGUAUUUUUACUGCUGCUAUGUAUAGUGUCGAAAAAUAGUAAUUAUUCGUUUUGAAUUUACGAUUUUGAGCAUUUUUUAUAGCAAUAUUUUAAGCAAGUGCAUCGAAUCUAAUAUUUCUUACCCAAUAUACUAAGUGUCAUCAAAUUUUCAUCAAGCAAAAUGUACCUUUUUGGAUAAAUAAUUUGCCUAUUGCAUAUUUAAUUACACUUGUGGUAUAGAUAAAAUUUGUAUUUAGUUAAUUAAUAUUUCAUUUUAUAUUAUUUUUGUAUAAAAAUGAGGCAUGGCGAGAAGUGGUAAUAUUCUGGAAUUGAUUUUACCACCUCUCGCCAUCUCUUUUUAAUAAGCGACGCUAACUUCACUUCGUAGAUUUUCAGUUGUCAAAUCUGCACUUUUAACUUUCUGCAUUAAUCCAAUAGUUUGAUUUCACAAAUAAAAGCAAAUUAAAAAUUUUUUAAAGUGAGUAAUGAUAGGGUGAUCAUGAGGAAAGAGAAAUACUGAUGGUAUUCUUUUCAUAAUAUUGCCCAAAAUGAUAGAGUUUGAACCUUUCCAAAGGGGUGCGAGAAGUGGUUACAGAACUGACGAAAAGUAGUAAAAAGUGGCGACGAAGUGGUUAUUUUUGCAUUGUUAAUAAAAAUCAGUUUUUUUAAGUAGUCCAUGGUUAAAUUGGAGGACUUAAAAUUUAAGUAAAUUUGUGUCAAAUUUGACUUAUCUUGUAAUAAGGGUUCAAAAGUCAUAAUAAAACUAAUUCCCGUUUUUCCUAAACAUGGCGAUAAGUAGUUACUCCACCCUACUGGUGUUACAAAUAGAAAAUUUGUCAGAAAAAUUUUUAAAAAAUGCGAAUUUUACGUCUUUUUCAAAUAGGUUUUAGGAACUGUUAUCCUCGUGCAAUCAUUAUAAAUUUUGAGCCAAUAACAUAAUAUUAGAUACUCUUUCAUUUGGUAAAAGUUUUAAAAUGAUUGCAUUUGGUUUUAUACCAAAACUAAAAAACCCACUUAUGAAAAAAUAUACCACAUUUUUGUACGGAAAAUGUGUGAUAAUGCUCCGCCCUGCUUUUGAGUAGAAAGACUUAGAAAUUGCACUGACUGAAAGCAAUUUUUGAAAUUAAUUCCAGAUUUUCUUGACUUGUUUGCAGUUUAUUCUGGUUUCACACAUUUUUAUUAAAAAUUUGCCAAAUUCACGCCCUAAAAAUUUAUUUUUGAGGUUAGAAUUUUUUUUAGGUGUUCAAAGUUGAAUAAUUAUUACAUAAAAGUUCUUGGACUUGUCUAUUACAAGCAAAAGGCAAAUAUUUUAUUAAAAAUUUACCAAAUUCAUAUUCUUAAAAUAUGUUUUUGAGGUUAGAAUUUGUUAGGCAUUCAAAAUUGAAUUAUUAUUAUUAUAAUAAUUAAAAGUUCUUGGACUUCUUGAUGUCAAUUAUAAGCAAAAACUAUUAAUAUUAAAAUAAGUGUUAAAAUUUGUUUUUGGAAAUAUAAAGCUAUUUUCCAGGUUAUGUCAUACAUAACCUCACAUUGAAAAAUAACCUCUUAGGUGAGCAAUUGAAUAAGAAUAAAGUUCAAGUCGAGAAGAAAAAAUUCUCGCAAUUCUUUAUGCAGGAAAACAUUUUAAGAUAAUUACAUAUUAAGAUGAAUAAUUCACAGUAACUUGACAAUCAUUGCCUAGAGAGAAGAUGAAAUAGUAAGAUUAAAUGAAUAUCUAAGUGAGAGACUGGUCAAAAUAACGUAUUAAGUAAUUUGCCUUAAAAUAAGUUUAAAGUCUAAAUAAGUAAUUUAUUUUGCAAGGAUUGAAAUAGCACGGAAGACAUUACUCUUGAAAUCAUACACUAAUGAUAGACAGGAUCUUCGAGUAAGUUCUGUAGUGAAGGAUUUAUGUAGGUUUGCAAUUAUCACGUGAAACUAAAUAUAAAUUUAUGAUCAGUUGCAUGCGAUUCAGUUCGAAUUUUUGAUUUUUAUGUGAUAAAUAUGUAACCUAUGGAUAUAUACUUCCACAAAUUUACUCGAUAGACAUUAAUUUUACAAGCAUAAAAUCCAUUUACGACAGUGGCACUAAUUUUAAUUGGAAUAAGAUCACGAAAACGAUAAAAUGAAGCUAUCAGAGAGGAAAAAAGUCCUUGUAGAUAAAUCAAUGAUUUGCUGAUUUAUUUCUAGCUCUUCACUUGAUAGCUUCACUGAAUGAUCACUGUAGAACAAGAAUAAGUUAACAAAAUGCGCUAUAAGUUAGAGAAUGAAAUCACUUCAAAUUAUGUUUUGUAUAUACAGCAAGAAUGAUAUAUAAAAAAAAUCAUGACUAAAAGAAAA
This is a messenger RNA of Phlebotomus papatasi, 7281 nucleotides long. RefSeq names its product interference hedgehog (gene boi). Gene Ontology annotation, cellular component: plasma membrane; axon. The record is from RefSeq and is a predicted model, not a curated record. Lineage: Eukaryota; Metazoa; Arthropoda; Insecta; Diptera; Psychodidae. Gene Ontology annotation, molecular function: protein binding. The transcript is spliced from 10 exons. The coding region runs from base 723 to 3557 and encodes 944 amino acids. Gene Ontology annotation, biological process: axon guidance; cell-cell adhesion.